AUUUAUAAAAAUGUUGCGCAGAGAAUUAAGCAGUUUGUGCCAAAAUAGACCACUAGGUUUAACAAAUCUAAUUCAGAGAUUCUCUGAUUUGAUAGUGCAAAAACAGGAUGACUUGAUCCCAUUCAAUGGAAUUGCAAAAAUUCCGCAUGAACAGUCUUCAGUGUUGGAUAAAUGUGAUGAAGACAUUUCACAUGUUGCUCCUUACCUGAAGCCAACAUUUAAUUUUGCAGCUUAUGUAAAUAAAUCUGUAACAUUGCAAGAACUACUGAAAGUUGGUGUUGAUUUACACAGACUAGAGAAAAAAGUAACUGUACCACAAUACAUCUUAGGAUUAGAUUUUGAGAAAGAUGUUAAAAAUCAUAUUAUAUUCUUGCAUGAGUUAGGAUUGGAAAUUGAUAUUGUUGGCAGGUUAAUUACAAAAAAUCCUUAUAUAUUUCAACAAAGCCUAGAAAAUAUGCAAGUAAGGAUAAAUUAUUUGAGUUCAAAAAAAUUUACAAAUGAUAUGAUUAUCAGAAUAAUAGGCCAUAAUCCAUAUUGGUUGAUGUUUAGCACUAAAGAUAUAGAUAAUAGAUUGGGAUUCUUUCAAAACGAAUUUGCCUUAACUGGUAAUGACAUUCGUCAAUUAGCAGUACAACAACCUAAACUGAUCACAUACAGUUUUAAACAUAUUAAAAGAAAUGCUUUUGUUUUAAAAGAAGAGAUGGGUUUCACAGAUGAUGAGAGAAAGGAAAUAUUAUUAAAGAAACCAAACAUAUUCAUGAAAGCACAACAAAAUAUGUUAGAAACUUUUGAAUACUUACAUAGGGAUAUGCAAAUUUCCACAGAAACAAUAUCCAAAAUACCAGAAGUUCUGAACUGCAGACCAUUCAGAUUAAAACAGAGACAUAUGUUUGUUAAGAAACUUGGUUUGGAUCAAUUCAAUCCAAAAGAACCAGGCUAUAUAUCAAUUGGUACCUUGGUUUCAGGUAAUGAUCUUGUGUUCUGUGAUCAGGUCUGCAAAUGCCCUAUAGAAGAUUACAACAUAUUCUUAAAAAGCUUAUAAAUAAAAUAUUAUGAAGAAA
Messenger RNA from Nicrophorus vespilloides, 1061 nucleotides. It is a transcript of the gene mTerf3, whose product is annotated as transcription termination factor 3, mitochondrial. Lineage: Eukaryota; Metazoa; Arthropoda; Insecta; Coleoptera; Silphidae. Gene Ontology annotation, cellular component: mitochondrion. Gene Ontology annotation, biological process: mitochondrial ribosome assembly; regulation of DNA-templated transcription. Gene Ontology annotation, molecular function: double-stranded DNA binding. The record is from RefSeq and is a predicted model, not a curated record. Bases 11 to 1042 code for a protein of 343 amino acids. The transcript has 3 exons.